Molecule: messenger RNA, 2563 nt
Organism: Cornus florida
Lineage: Eukaryota; Viridiplantae; Streptophyta; Magnoliopsida; Cornales; Cornaceae
Exons: 13
Coding region: 188-2443 (751 amino acids)
Source: RefSeq, a predicted model, not a curated record
CAGUCAAUGGCACUCCGGUACAAUCCCCCUCUUCACGACAUCGUUUUCGUCUCCUUUUCUUCACACACUCUCACACUAUUCACUUAUUUCUCUACCCUAAACCUCCGCUCUAUCUCCGUCCUCAACAUCCUUCACUCCCACCGGAGACAUUCUCGCCGGAAAACACCUACGGACAAUUUCCGAUUAAAUGGCCGACGAGAUUGCGCAAUCGGUCGAGUCCGGUCUCAAGCUCUCGAAACGGAUUUACUACGGAAAAGAACGGUCGCCGCCGACGCCAGCUGCGAUGGAGAGGUCGUCGCCGGAGACGUACGUUCCGACGGCGCCGAUGGUGUAUGCGGUGAUAACUGAGCCGUCGAUUGUUGAUAAUCCGGACAUUCCGAGCUACCAGCCGUACGUGUACGGCCGCUGCGAACCGCCGGCGUUAAUUCCGCUUCAUAUGCACGAGAUUGCUAUGGAAGUGGACUGUUAUUUGGAUACUGCGUUUGUAACGGUGAGUGGAACCUGGCGUGUUCACUGUGUUGCUGCAAGCAAAUGCUGUGAUUGUCGCAUUGCCAUACCCAUGGGCGAGCAGGGUUCAGUUCUAGGUGUCGAGGUUGAAAGUUCAACAAGAUCAUAUUACACUCGGCUGAUCACAACUGAAGAUACAGAAGAUAGUAAAAAAGUAGAUAAAGCUAAAGACGGAUGCUUAUUGAAAGGCCAGAUAUACACACUAAAAGUUCCUCAGGUUGAUGGUGGGUCCAAACUUUCUAUGAAAGUCACCUGGUCUCAGAAGUUAUUGUAUCAUGAUGAUCAGUUCUGUCUCCAUUUACCAUUUAGCUUUCCAGCACAUGUCAUACCGGUUGGGAAGAGAAUUUCUAAAAGAGAAAAGAUACUGUUGAAUGUGAACCCUGGUACUGGGACAGAGCUUUUAUGCAAAACUACUAGCCAUCCUCUAAAGGAAUUAAGACGCGAAGUUGGGAAAUUAAGCUAUUUAUAUGAAGCCGAAGUUUCGACAUGGUCUAUUACUGACUUCAAUUUUUCAUAUACUGUUUAUUCAGGCAACAUGUUUGGUCGUCUUCUCUUGCAGUCCCCAUCUCUGCAUGAUAUUGACCAGAGAGAGAUGUUUUGCUUUUAUCUUUUCCCAGGACUUAACAAGAGUCCAAAGGUUUUCAAAAAGGAAAUGGUAUUUAUAGUUGAUGUAAGUGGAAGCAUGAGGGGAGUUCCUCUUGAGAAUGCAAAAAAUGCAUUAGCAGCAGCUCUUUCUAUGCUCAAUCCAGAAGAUUCUUUUAACAUAAUUGCUUUCAAUGAGAAUACUCGAUUAUUCUCUUCAUCAAUGGAGCUGGCAUCCAAAGUAACAAUUGAAAAUGCAAUGCAGUGGAUUAACACAAAUUUGAUCGCUGAUGGUGUUACAAACAUUUUGCUUCCCUUAAAUCAGGCAAUAGAGAUGGUGGCCAAAACUAGUGAUGCAGUUCCUUUCAUUUUUCUCAUUACUGACGGGGCUGUUGAAGAUGAAAGACACAUUUAUAAUGUUAUGAAAGGUCACCUCAUAAAUAGAGGAUCAAUUUGCCCUCGAAUUUGUACUUUUGGCAUAGGCUCAUACUGCAAUCAUUACUUCCUGCAAAUGCUAGCACAAAUUGGGAGGGGCUUGUAUGAUGCUGCAUAUGAUGUAGAUUCAAUCAACUCUCGAAUGCAAAGAUUAUUCAACACUGCUUCAUCAGUCCUUCUUGCCAAUGUAACAAUUGAUGCUUUGGAACAGGUUGAUUCUGUUGAGUUGUACCCGUUUCAUAUUCCUGACCUUUCAUCUGAAAGCCCAUUGAUUGUGUCAGGCAGAUACCAUGGAAACUUUCCGGACUCUAUUGAAGCUAGUGGUAUCUUGGCAGACAUGAGCAAUUUCACAGUAAAUGUGAAAGUGCAAAAAGUAAAGGACAUGCCACUUGACAAAGUAUUUGCAAGGAGGCAAAUUGAUUUACUCACAGCUCAAGCAUGGUUGUUGGAGAGUAAACUAGUAGAAGAGAAGGUUGCAAAAAUGAGCAUACAAACAGGGAUACCUUCGGAGUACACCAGCAUGAUUUUAGUUCAGAGUCUUCAGACCGAUAAAGGGAAGCAAGGUUCUGAAUCAAUUAUGAUGCAAGAGAAUAAAACAGCCGAGCUGACUAACAAGGAAAUCAUUUACCUCCGGAACCUGGGUCUUGGAUUUGGCAACUUGAUUGCCACGGCUGAGAAUCGUCCUCCAGGAAUAGAGGAAGUAAAGUUGCAUGAAACUUCAGAAACCGUAAUGACGGCAGCUUCCACUUGUUGCAGCUGGAUGCUAGAUCGCUUCUGUUGCAUGUGUUUCAUCCAGGCUUGUUCACGCAUGAAUGACCAAUGUGCAAUUGCUCUCACACAGCUUUGCACUGCCCUUGCUUGUUUUGAGUGCCUCAAUUGUUGCUGUGAGGUUUGUGAUGGUUGUGACCAGUGCUGCUGACAAUUGGAAUUGAACAUAAAAAUACCAGAUUGUGGUAUAACCCUAUGUUUGUGUGUACAUAUUUAUGUCUUAUAGUAAUACAUUGCGUUAGUAAUCUACUGGUUUUCUUUUCUCUUUUUA